UUUCUCAGAAUUCUUAGGAUCCUAGGACUUUUGUUAAGCAUACAUUUUUAGCACUUUUUGCUAUUUCAACUAAAUUUUAUUUUCUUGGUUGGACUUUCCUGCCUUCUCAACACUGUUUAUCUUGUCAAUUGGCAGAGGUUUUAAAUUGCCAAUGUUUCUUUGGAAUGCAUGUGCCAUGACAUGCUAACUCUGGUCUCUAGAGCCUAAUCCUUUAUUUGGUGGACAUAGGUAAUCCUUCAUCUCAGCUUUUUGUGUUUUUAACUCUUUGCAGCCAUUGGAGGAAUGUGUUAUGUUAAGGUUAUCCUGGACCUGUCUAGGACUUUGGAUUAUAUCUCUUCAUACUAAAAUAUAGUCUCCUGUCCUGAAAAGAGGGUAAGGAGUAUGACCUUUAGGUUCUUUUAAGGCAGGUACUGUCUGAAGAAAGUUGCUAAUAUAAACCUGGCCAGCAUAGUGAAGUCCCACCUCUACUAAAAAUAUAAAAAUUAGCGGGCAUGGUGGUGGGCACCUGUAGUCCCAGCCAAUCGGGAGGCUCAGGCAGGAGAAUUGCUUGAACCCGAGAGGUGGGGGUUGCAGUGAGCCGAGAUUGCACCACUGCACUCCAGCCUGGGCAACAGAGUGAGACUCUCUCUCCCCCCACCCUAACAAACAAAUAAAUAAAUAGCUAAUCCAGUGGGUGUGCUUCCUUAGUCUUCAGCCUUGCAGAUGAGAUGGUCCUCCAUUUCCUUGCAGACGUGGAACAAACUGAUUUUCCUCCUGCCCUUACCCUUUCUCUUAGUUCUGGCUUGGCCCCUUUAAUCAUGUCAUUCUGGUUGCCUAGUCUUUCUUUUUCCUAUUUAAGGGUCAUACAAGAACUAUUAAGAAAGAAGACUGGUUUUCUUUUUGUAAAAGAAUUCAGCUGUGGUUAGCAACAAGCUAUUUAUCUACAUUCCACAUGUCCUACUAUGGGAAUGCAGAAAAGAAUUGCCUGAAUCAGCUUUGUUUUUUUGGAGAACAAAGAAGUUGGCUUUCUAAGAGGAGGAAGGGCCCAUUUUCACAGGUGAAGAAAAUACCCAUUUUGAAAAUUCAUGUAAUUUCAGGUAGCAUUACUUUUCUCAGCAAUUGAGAGAAUGGGGAACUAAGGGUAGAACUGAAAUAAAUGCAUCACAGGGCUAUUACACAGAACAGCCUAUUUCUUUUCUUCAUAGAAGCUAUUCCUGUUGCUUGACAGUUACAGCAAUUUGGAGGUAGGAUCUCUUGUAACUGAGAAGCAUGAUUUUCACUCCUUUUUUCACAGGAACGGAAAACUGCAUUGCAGCUCUUCUAGCCUAUGUAGAUUCAGUCCCUUGGGACUGUUUCACCUAAUGAAUAGUUUAUAUUAGGUUGGUGCAAAAGUAAUUGCAAUUUUUGCCAUUAAAAGUAAUAUGGCACAUAGAGUAGGCAGACUCUAUCCUCCUCCCUGGUCAAGGCAAUUGAUAACUGAUGAUUAAGUGCAUGUUCAUUCUGGUUAGGGAUAGAUCAUCUGGUGGAGCAUGUGGAGGUGGGCCAAGAAGAAACCCCCUUCCUAAAGAGCAGAUAGAACUAUACAAAUGACUUUGAGUGAUGAAAUUCAAGAAAGUUUUCCCAAAGGAAAGUUUUUAUUAAAAAGGCCAGUCUGCAAACAGCCUAAAUCCAUGCAAUUAUUUGGUAAUGGUUCCUAUUUCUAUGUGGAUCCCGACCAAUUUUUUGGUCAGUUCUGCAAAUGCAUUUCUCUCUGAAAUGGAGAUCCUCCAGAUGGCACUCUUCCCUCAGCCUGGGAGCCCCAUGAGGCAUCUAGACCUUAGCUGUAGAAAUGCAAGCCAGAGAACCUGACCAUUUUUACCCUGAGCUUGUAUUCUGACCUUGGUCAGCUCUGGAAAGGUCAUCCGUAUUCUGAACAGCAUCUGUACUAUAUGCUGCAGCGCAUUGCUCAGCAAUCACUUGUGAGUAGAUCAAACAGUAUUUUCUUUCAUUAAUAACACUGUUAAAGGUGUUUUGGAUAAUCCCUUUCUCAUGCUUGCAAAUACUUAUGCUAUCACUUAAGGCAGUGAUUCCCAGCUUUUUGGGGUGGGUUUUAUUUUAUUGUUUAUCUGAUUUCCCAAGAUUUUGUCUGUCUUCUGAAAGCAGAGUGGUACACCCAGCUGGCUGGGUGGUGCUGCCGUACCUGCAUAUGGCAGUAUUAGUUCUGAUUCUCUUUUUAGUUUGUUUCGUUUCUAAUCAACCCAAGUGCUUGGUUGUUUAAUGUUCACUUUGUCAACUUGUGAGAAACUAACUUGGGAUCCCUGAGAACUCAAUAGAUUCUUAAUUUUUUGUUUUUUUAUUUGGCUUUUUACUAAUUUUUGCCAGCAAAGCAGUAAGAAGGACAGAAUAGUUUAUUUAGGAGGAGAAGCAGACCUAUUUAAUAGCAUUUUUUUUCUUUGUUUAAAUAAAGACAAAGUUAUGGUCUCAUUGAGAGACAAUGUUAUUCUUCCAAUGAAGCAAAGAUAGCAAUCACCUUCUUUUUAAAUUUGCAAUGAAGUUUGCUUCAAGGUAUAAGAAAAGGGCUCCUGAGAAGCCCUUAUUCUUAGUUCUCUGUUUUUGAAAAAUCUAAUCUUGGGAGAGAUUGGUAGGAGCUGUGGGCGGAAUAUGUGGGGAUCCAAAAGGGAAGGGGAAAAAAGGCACAGAGGAGCUUGUUCUGAUCCUUUGUAGGAUUAUUGCUGUGGCCACCUGCUCUACAGGACUUAGAUAAGAAGACAGGUGAAAGAGGCAGUGUUAGGGGGGUGAAGUGGGCUGUGGGGUUGUGCUGGCUGGGUUUUCAUACCUAAGUUGACAUUUACUUAGCUCUGUGACCUUUGGCCAGUUACAUAUUCUCUGUCAAGACUGAGAAUCUUCAUUUGUAAAGUGAGGAUAAUAUGACUCAGAAUGUGAGCUGAUUAAGUGUGGUAAUCUAUGUAAAACAUACAGCACAGGGUAGGGAUCAUAAAAGUCAACUCUGUUCAGCACUUCAAGCUCAGCACACACAAUGUAGAAUUUAAUAACAUAGGCAGUUCUCCAGCUAAAUUGGAGCUCCUUGGAAGGCAGGAAUAGCAUCUAAUGCUUCUCUUUUUGUAGAGCUGGGCAAAGAAGCUUAAUAAAUAUGGAAUAAUUUGAGGUCAGCUCCAUGCAAUGUGUGGCCAUGCAGCCUGAAUCAAGAGAAAAGGAUGAGGGUCUCUGGCGUGAGCUGGGGUAUCCUUGAAAGUAACCCAUGAGUGCUCCAACCUGAGAAAGAUUUGACUUUGAGUCCCCGGAGAACUUCCCUUGGCUAUAUGGAUAUUUGUAUUUACAUAUCUAUUUAAAACCCUGCUUUUAAAAAAAAAAAAAAAGAAUUCAUACCACCAGUAGGUACAAAUCACUUCCAGUUCUUAUGAGAACACUUCAGCAAUAAUUGAGGCCCUGACAGUGUCCCCCAAACACUGCCAAAUUCUGCAAGACUGUUAAAAGAACCAAGUAAAGCUCCAGCCAUCCCGGCGCUCUUGGCAUUCGGUGUAUUUGAUUUACAUUCUAAUUCUUUAAAAGUUAAGCUUCAGUUUCGAUAGGAUAACUUUUAAGUGGAGUGGGCAGUUAACCAAAGUAGUCAUUUUCCCACAAUUCUGGACAAAUAGGGCUUUAUUGUCAUUGGAGGUAUUUCCAUUUGGUUUUAUUAGGAUUAUUAUUUUUUAGUGCAGAUAGGAGGGUUUAAGUAACAUUUUUUUUUAAACCAGGCAGUGCAAAAAAGACAGAAGUGCAGUUUUUGUCUCAAAGUCUAUAUGGCUGUUUACAAGAGUGAGCAUGAGAAUGAGGUGGUGAGAGGCAGGCCCUGAGGGCUGCUGAAUGGACCAUCCCCUCCUGGCCCAAGUUUGGCAGGAGAACGGAGAAGAGGGACUUCUGAGCAUAAAACUGAAGUCUCCAGUCAGAGAGACAGAGCAAGUGAUAAAUUAAGUGGAGCAGAAAGAACGGAGAAUGGAAGCAUUCAUCAUAACGUGCAGAUCCGCUAGAGGGCAUGGCAGCCUCAGGCCAGUGUGCGUUUGUAGUUAUUUUACAAACGUGACUCAUGCUCCUUAUUGUCAGUAUUAGGUAGGUGGUCAGAAUUUGCAAUGGUGACCGUGCCUGGUAGUGACGGGCCCGUGUGGGACCUGGAUCUACAUAAGCCAAAGACUAUAGGUUUUCACAUUUAAUUCUAAGAGCAAACCUUUGAGGAAAAUGUUAUCCCUAUUUUACAGAUGAGAAAUCAAGGCACAGAGAGGUUAGGUGUCUUGACUGAGGACACAUUGUGAAUAAUAGCAAGAUCAGGGUCUCAACCCAGGUUUGUUUGCUUCUAGAACUAAUGCUGUUUUCAUCAUUCUCACAAAAAGUCCUCCUUAUCCAGGGCUUUUUCUGCCUCUUGUAUAUCUCCAGAUGUUGGUUCACUAGGCUCCUAUAACAAAAUACCAUAAUGUGGGUGGCAUAAAUUGCAGAAAUGUUUUGUCUUACAGUUCUGGAGACUACAAGUUGAAAACAAGGACUCUGAAGGGUGGUUUCCUUGUGAGGGCCCAAAGGGAAGGCUCUGCUUCUCCGCAGUCAAAUGCUCUGCCACUGAGCUAUACUCCCUCUGCCAAUGUUCAUCUCUGCGUGACUGUUCAUGUGACCUUCCCCCUGUAUUUCUGUGUCCAGAUUUCCCCUUGUUAUGAGAAUACCAGUCACAUUGGAUUUGGGCCCAUCCCCAUGACUUUUUUAAGAACUUGAUUACCUCUGUAAAGUCCCCUACCUCCGAAUAAGGUCACAUUCUGAAAUAUUGGCUUGAGAACAUUGACAUAUGAAUUUUGAGGGGUCACAAUUCAACCCAUAAUACCAAAUAAAUCUCCUAUAGGUCACACACCCUGGCUGCUGUGCUUUAGACACUGUGUUUACAUUGAAAAGACUUUUCGCAUGGCCCCUUAUUGUUUUUGUCCAUGUUGUUUAAUCUGUGAACUAACAGCCUUGAAUAUAGUCACCUUCAAAGUGGGCCUGCUCACUGGAGUGAGCGUCAGGUCAAUAAAGCAUUCAGUGGGCUCUAAUUUAAUUAGCCAAGUUACUGUGGCAGCUGCCUUGUAACUGUGAUUCACAGACGGGCAGAGAACAGAGACGGGACUGGCAGAGUUCACUGUUGAUUCCAGGCAUUGCUGAGGCAGCUCCAGGCCCUAGGAACUUUGCUCUUGUUCUGGCAGGAGAACAGGGAAGCUGAAGGGGCAUUUAGGAUUUUCUGUCCUGGAUGUGUCUUUUGAAAUUAAGUGGAAAAUAGAGUAAAAUUCAAGGCCCUGCAGCUUCAGUCCCCUCUUUCCUCAUCUUGCCAUGUAUCACCUCAGCUCUCUUGUAAUUUAAAAAGAGUCCUGAAAAUUUCCUUCACUACAAACCAUGGCCUGUACACUAGAUUUGUCAGCUGCUUCCAUCUCACCCAUCCAAGCUGGCAGGGUUCCUUCAACCUCUCCCUGCCUCCUGCUUCUAAAACCCAGUCCUAAACUCACCUCUCAGUCCCAGGAGCAUUGACUUUAUCAAUCUUUCUCUGUUCUUCCGAUAGGAGGGGAGAGAGCUCCAGGUGUGCAUUCAGAGGAACUAGAUUUCAUUUUUGGCUGUCACAUACUGACCAGUGGCAACUUGGACAAAUCAUUUAGCCUCUCUGCCCUCAGUGUGGUUACUAAUCAAAUGGACAUAGGCAUCCCUGCCUUGCUUAUCUCUCAGGUAGGUUGUGAACAGAGUAAACCUCAAUGGAGCUGUCCCUAACACAAGCUGAUGAAAAACCAAAGAAAACUGAUUUUGCUUGUAUUGUAUUUACCACAGGACUGUGAUCAUUUUGUUGUCUGUUCUGCAUGUAUGUGUCUGAGUCAGACUGAAUUCCAGGAGCACAGAGCACUUUUUACAAGGUCCAGCCUUCACGGUAUGUAAACAGGCAUAGAAGACUUGGGAUGAUUGAUGAAAGCCAGUCUUGGAGAAUAAAGAAAAGACCAGUGGGUGAAAAGGGGGGUAUCAAAGAAGAUUACACAUGGAGUGACUUAUUUUAUGUAAAUCACAAAGGGUUUACACUUAUGGCAGUCAUUAGACAUUGAUUUAAAGUAUUAGAUAGCUAUUAUUUACCAAGAGCAGAUGUUCAGGAAUUUUUUUUAAUCAACAGCAUGAUUAAUUCUUUUUUGCUGCUCCUUUGUGUCUUAAUUAAAGCAGAUGAAAAAUGUCUUGUGUGUUUGAUAUUGACACCACUGACUGUGGGGAUUUGUUCUCAUAGGCCAUAUGCAGCUGAGUAUUUUAUAAGCUUAAGUCUUUAAAUAUAAACAUGAAAGGCGCCCAGCGUAAAUGGUUUUUAAACAAAGUAAAAAAAUGCUUUACAAAAUGAGCAAUUGUGGGGGGGGCAUUUUAAUUUAUAGUAUGUAAAUUAUAAACUUCAUAUUUUAUCUCUGAGCUAGAAAAAUAGUCUAGAAACAAUGGAUGGUUCUUUGUAGGCUUAGAAAUAAUUUCCUAGAAUACAACUUGGGUCAUUUUUUGUCUGAAUAUUGUAACAAGGGAAGCCUUGUGAUCCCUUUUCUCCUGGGAAUGCACGCUCCCACGUGGGAGGAGAAAGCUGCUUUCCCAUUUCUCCCACUCUUUGUUGCUGCCAUGGUGGCUGGUGCAAAGACUGCAGUGCAGGGACAGAAUGGGGCUUUUUUGUUGUUGUGUUUUAAUUUGAGAAUUAUGAUGUACCAUUUACACACCUAGGAAAGUGCUAGGAAUAAAGAUACCUAAACAAACAGAAGCCAUUAAUUCUGGAUUUCGGGCAUGAGAGGAGAGGUUUUGGGAUGGGUUGGUGUUUGAGCUGUAUCUUGAAGUACCAGUAAUUUUCUAAUUAGGGAAACAUGAGGGAAGGACAUUCUAGACUGAGAGCACAGCCUAAGCAAAGGCAUGGAGGUGGGAGUGGGUGUUCGACUUGAGGAAUUUUCUAGAGUUUUUUUGUAGUUUGGAACAUUGAGUACAGGGAAGAAAGAAUGCAAUGAAACAUGAGGCCAAGAAGAUGGAGUCUAGCUCUGUUGCCCAUGAUGGAGUGUAGUGGCACAAUCUCAGCUCACUGCAAACUCCGCCUUUUGGAUUCAAGCAAUUCUCUCACCUCAGCCUCCUGAGUAGCUGGGAUUACAGGUUCUGGGAUACAUAUGCAGAAGAUGCAGGAUUGUUGCAUAGAGCCUGAUGCUGGAUGACCAAGCCCCUGUGGAGGCCCAGUAUGCAGAGGAGGGCCCAGGACCUGGGAUCUUCAGCGCAGAACCUGGUGACCAGCAGCAUCCCGGUAGGCUAGACUGGGCCAUAGGGGAAUGACAGGGUGGGGACAGUGGAGGGUAAUCAUCCUACAUUCCCUGGAUCCUCCUUGGGAGCCCCACAUAAUUGAUGUUCCUCAGGCGGGGUGCUGGUGCUCCUUGCGACGUGGCUGUGCAGUGCCGGGAGUCCUGGGACUGUUGGCUGGUGUGGGUGUCGGCUCGUGGCUCCUAGUGCUGUAUCUGUGGCCGGCUGCCUCUCAGCCCAUUUCUGGGACCUUGCAAGAUGAGGAGAUACUUUGGAGCUGCUCAGAGGCGAGCAGUGAGGAAGCUCUGCUCCCUGCACUUCCCAAAACAGUAUCUUUCAGAGUAAGCAGCAAAGACUUUUUGCUGGAAGUGCAAGUGAGGGAUUGGCCGCGCUGGCUCCUGGUCUGCCAUGAGGGCUGGAGCCCCGCUCUGGGGCUGCAGAUCUGUUGGAGCCUUGGGCAUCUCAGACUCACUCACCACAAGGGAGUGAACCUGUCUGACAUCACCCUCAACAGCUCCAAGGAGUUUGCUCAGCUCUCUCCUAGACUGGGAGGCUUCCUGGAGGAGGCAUGGCAGCCCAGGAACAACUGCACUUCUGGUCAAGUUGUUUCCCUCAGAUGCUCUGAGUGUGGAGCAAGGCCCCUGGCUUCCCGGAUAGUUGGUGGGCAGGCUGUGGCUCCUGGGCGCUGGCCGUGGCAGGUCAUCGUGGCUCUGGGCUUCCGGCACACGUGCGGGGGCUCUGUGCUAGCGCCACACUGGGUGGUGACUGCUGCACAUUGUAUGCACAGUUUCAGGCUAUCCCGCCUGUCCAGCUGGCGGGUUCAUGCAGGGCUGGUCAGCCACAGUGUAGUCAGGUCCCACCAGGGGGCUGCGGUGGAGAGGAUUAUUUCACACCCACUCUACAGUGCCCAGAAUCAUGACUACGACAUCGCCCUCUUGCGGCUCCGGACCCCUCUCAACUUCUCAGACACCGUGGGCGCUGUGUGCCUGCCAGCCAAGGAGCAGCAUUUUCCGAAGGGCUCGCAGUGCUGGGUGUCUGGCUGGGGCCACACCGACCCCAGCCAUACUUACAGCUCGGAUAUGCUUCAGGACACAGUGGUGCCCCUGCUCAGCACUCAGCUCUGCAACAGCUCUUGCAUGUACAGUGGAGCCCUCACAGCCCGCAUGCUUUGUGCUGGCUAUCUGGAUGGAAGGGCCGAUGCAUGCCAGGGGGAUAGCGGAGGCCCCUUGGUGUGCCCAGAUGGGGACACAUGGCGCCUGGUGGGGGUGGUCAGCUGGGGUCGUGGCUGCGCAGAGCCCAAUCACCCAGGUGUCUACGCCAAGGUAGCUGAGUUUCUGGACUGGAUCCAUGACACUGCUAAGGACUCCCUCCUCUGAGUCCUGCUGUUUCCUCCAGUCUCACUGCAUACUGUCGCCUCAUGCUUCCUGGGGUCUCCGGCAGCUCCACUACCAGAGAGGCAGUAGCCUCCCACCCCGAAGGCAUGGACCUCCUACUACUGCGUGCGAGGAACAGUCACCACCCAUUGGCCAGCCACCCAGCCACCCGGCCUCCCCUCUUGGGCCCUGAUUUCAGAGUCCUCUUUCUCAUUAGAGACUCAAUGACAGGAGAGAGGCUGGGGCUGCGUUGGGAAUGCUGUGGUUGCUGAGGGAUGACGGGGAGGAGGAAAGAGGCAGGAGCUGGAGCAGAGGCUGCUGGAAGCAGCAGGAAGCCCGCCCUUCUGCCCUCUCUUCUCCCAGCCCCUGUGUGAAUUAUUUGGGAGAGUGCUGGGAGGUGCUCCUAGUCCUGUCUUUUCCCUGUGCUCUCAGGUGGGCUAAGUGCCUCCCUAGUGGAUUCUAUGGCUGAGAGGCUACUGGGCAGAUGGGGUCAAGGCUGGGCCAGCCCAGAUGAAGCCAAUGGGAGGCAGGAUCCUCUCCACUCUCCCUCUCCACUCCCCUUCCUGUUCUCAUGUGGCUCUGGCUGGCCCUGUAUGGGGUAGGGGCACUGGAAAACAAGAAGGCUGGAGUUGGUCUAGGAUGUUGGUUUUAAAUGACAGUUCCGUGAACUGGUCCAAGGAGUUCUGUUAUUAAAGUGAUAUAUGGUCUCCGUC
Messenger RNA from Callithrix jacchus (white-tufted-ear marmoset), 9328 nucleotides. The record is from RefSeq and is a predicted model, not a curated record. NCBI's taxonomy places the organism in Eukaryota, Metazoa, Chordata, Mammalia, Primates, Cebidae.